Molecule: messenger RNA, 720 nt
Organism: Colletotrichum higginsianum IMI 349063
Lineage: Eukaryota; Fungi; Ascomycota; Sordariomycetes; Glomerellales; Glomerellaceae
Product: Integral membrane protein
Exons: 3
Coding region: 1-720 (239 amino acids)
Source: RefSeq, a predicted model, not a curated record
AUGAGCGCUGAAUCAAUGGAUGUGGCUGAUUCUUUGCCCAUCUUCCUCCAAGCCCAAGAGAACGCUACGGCUAAGAUCACAGAAAGAUAUCCGCCGUUGACUCGGGAUGGAGCCUCGCUUGUCAUUACCGCGGGCAUCAUGAUGGUGCUGACAACGCUGUGGACCAUCAUGCGGCUCGUCUCACGACGCAUGACUGGCGUCCCCUUCCACCUGGAGGACUACUUCUACUUUGUCGGACAAUUUGCUUCAUUCUCGGCAAGCGUCGUCAUCGGCGGUGCCGGCCACGACAUCGGCGUUCUCGACCCGGAGGUCCACGUCUCCCACUUCGUCAAGGUCUUCCUCGUCGCGCAGGUCAUGUACGCCAGCGAGCUCCUCGCGAUCAAGCUCAGCAUCAUCGUCCUCAUGCAGCGCAUCUUCUCGCGCAGCAGCCCCUGGUUCCGGACCACGAGCUGGCUGGCCGUCGGCCUGUCCUGCGCCUGGGCGCUGUACACCGGCCUCCUCGGCUUUGUCAUCUGCCGGCCGGUCCGGAGCGCCUGGGACAUCAGCGUGGCGAAGACCGGGUGCGGGGACUACACCGUUGCCUUCAGCGCAGUGGCCGUCUUCGACAUUGUGACCGAUGUGGUUAUUGUGGUGCUUCCGAUCAGGGUCGUGAGCGGCUUGCAGAUGGCCAGAGCCCACAAGCUUGCGCUCUACGUGGUCUUUGGAGCUGGGUUUGUGUGA